GGCUGAACGCACCGUUUCAGUGUCGAUGGUUUUGGGGCUUCAGUGGUGCACUUUGUUGGUGACGAACAACAAACGGAAGCAAAGUGUGCGUGUGAGGAUGUGUUUUUCUUUUCUUACUUGAACCCAGAAGUAGGAAGACGUUGAUCAUGAUGAUGUCUUUGAUCUGUUGCAUUCUCUGACACUCUGGCUCAGGAAUUCCCUCCCCCAUUCAUUUCAUGAGCAUGGACCCUCAAUUCCCUAAACCCCGAUCCUAUGCACCACCGAUAGAGAUGACGAUUCCCUCCUCCCAGCUUUCCGACAACGAUCGGAGCAGCUCCGAACUACGAGCUCUUGAUUGCAACCUCACUUCGCUCUGCGAUCAUAUCCAAAUGGAAGGCUUCAAUUCCUGCUCAUUCUCCGACGUCGUGCUCCAUGCGAUGGGUUCCACUUAUCACCUCCAUCGCCUUAUCCUUUCUCGGAGCUCUUACUUCAGAAAUAUGCUUCAUGGCCCAUGGAAAGAAGCCAGUGCUCCUAUUUUGACCCUGCAUGUUGAUGAUAAGAAUGUUAAUAAUGAGGCAAUGACAAUGGCUUUGGCAUAUCUCUACGGGCACCACCCUAAGCUUAGUGACAGUAAUGCAUUUCGCGUUCUUGCUGCUGCAUCCUUUCUUGACCUCCAGGACUUAUGUGCAAUAUGUACAGACUUCAUUAUAUCUGAGCUGUGGACUUCAAAUUUCUUGGCUUAUCAGGUAUUUGCUGAAAACCAAGAUUAUGGCAUUCAUGGGGAGCGUGUUAGAAAUGCUUGUUGGGGCUACCUCUGUCAAAGUGGUGGCAUGGAGUUGAACGAGGUGCUUCCAAAACUUUCUUCUCAAACACUACAUGCAUUACUGACCUCUGAUGAACUGUGGAUACCGAGUGAAGAGAAGCGGUUUGAAUUGGCAUUACACACAUUCGUGGCAAAAAAUGCCCACUGGAAAGCUGAGCAUCCUGAGCAAGGAAGUUCUGGUUCUGAGUCAGCUACUAAUACUCAUUCUGAUUCUGAUAAUAUUAAAGGAAAAAUUGGAGCUGAUAGCAGCACAAGUAAUAGGCUGGGAACUGAUCUAGGGCGUCUGAAUAUUAAAAGUGAUGUAAAGGACGCCAUUGCUCAUAAUCUGCAAGUUGAACUUGUGGACAGUGUGGCAUGCUUCAACAAUGAGGAUUCUGAUUCUAAUCAACUGGCACAAGCAACAUCAUUUGCUGGUUCAUCAAAUUUGGAACCUAGAUAUGCUUGCAACAUGGAAGGGCCUUCGUCAAUCAGUAAUUUUUUGUCAGAAAAAGAUGGGAUUAGAGCAUCAUGUUCUUACAUUGAGAUGCCUCUUGGUGCUGGAGCAACUGGGGUGGCUAUUGAAGGGCCAUCUGAGGAAGGGUCAAAUUCUUUCUGCAAUGGCCUCUCAUCCAGUGAUUGGGAAAGAUACAGUGUGCCUCUUUUUCCAUGGGGUGGCCGGGUAGUUGGUGGAAGACGACUUAAAGCUCACUCCAAAGGGAAGUAUGGAGUUCAUGGGGAUGAACAUGAAGCAUUUGUAAAUAUAUUUGAAGGGGGUUCUCUUUUAUAUUGCAAUAUGUCUUUUGAGGCGCUUCUGAAUGUCAGAAAGCAACUUGAAGAAUUAGGUUUCCCUUGCAAAGCUGUAAAUGAUGGCCUUUGGCUGCAGAUGCUUCUUAGUCAGAGGGUGCAAGAAAUUGCUGCUGAUACAUGCAAAGCUUGUUGCCUUGUGAGUGCAGCAUGCACUUGCCGGCAGCCAUUUGCAUUUUCUCAGGGAGUUAGCACUCCUAGUUACUACAUGCAAGAACAUAACCAGAAUAACAAUUCUGGGAGCUUGGGGAACAUAUAUGUUGCUGAGUCUUCCCAAAGUGAAGGAAGUGGCGUAUUUAGACCUGUAAGAGUGCAUGUUAGAGGUGCUAUUGAUGGGCUUGCAGGUAUUGGUCGGGGAACUACAUUUGUGCCAACAUCUGCUUCACCACCUACACGUUUUGUCUUUUCUCGUGUGCCAUUUGGUGUUGGCAACAGAAACUACCCACAAUCCGCAGCUAAUGAUGAUUCAGAGACACAAGCUGACCACAAUGGAGACAUGUCUGGAGAUGGGUUGACAGCUUUGGUUGGGCUAAGCCAGGGAGGGAGUAGUGGAACCAAUGCACAUGGAGAGAUGACACAAAGGGGAUACGAGACUGGUAUGCGAAGCAGAAUCUCUGGAACUGCUGCUGGAGGCCCAAGUACUGGUGGUAUUCCCAUGCAAAUGUUAGAGGCACCGGAACAUGCCAUGGGAAUAGAAUGGGAGAACGCUAGUAGUUCUUCUAUUUCAUUGGAUUUGAAAACACCUUUAAGCCAUUUCCCCCCUUUUCGUUUUGGAGUACAAUUUGAGGAUGUGCACAGGCUUGGUGAUGGUCAGGUGAAGCAUUCUCCGGAAGUGUUCUAUGCUGGUUCUUUGUGGAAGGUCAGUGUACAGGCUUUUAAUGAUGAAGACCCCCAGGGACGGAGAACUCUCGGGCUGUUUCUUCACCGUCGGAAAGCAGAAAUUGCUGAUUUACAUAGAAAGGUGCACAUGUACGUGGAUUCUCGAGAAAAGGUGACUGCUCGCUAUCAGUUGAUUUGCCCAUCAAAAAGGGAAGUGAUGGUGUUCGGAAGCUUUAAACAGACAGGCACUCUUCUACCUAAAGCUCCUAAAGGAUGGGGUUGGCGAACUGCUCUGCUGUUUGACGAGCUCGCCGAUCUUCUCCAAAAUGGGGCCCUUCGAAUAAUUGCUGUCGUGCAGCUCGUUUAAAUUAAGGGAGCGGAGUUUCCUGCCUCGUAUUAAACCAUCAAUGCUUUUUUGUGAUUCUGUGAGCGUCAAAUAGCUAAAUUCUCUUACCUUUCCAGAAAAAUAGUUUUCACUUCUUUGUCGAAAAUCAUAUAGGAGGAGAGGAACCAGAAUCAAGUAGCGCAUGCAUCUUUAUGAAUACUUUGCCAAGACGCAUGAACACCACACAGCACUUGCGGAAAUAUAAGUUGUAUAAAUGUCGCCUGAUGUGUUGAUAAUAAAUGUAGUCGUUAUCUCGAGUGUUUGUUGUAGCUUAUAAAUGACGAGAUGUCAUUACAUCA
Molecule: messenger RNA, 3088 nt
Organism: Prosopis cineraria
Lineage: Eukaryota; Viridiplantae; Streptophyta; Magnoliopsida; Fabales; Fabaceae
Exons: 12
Coding region: 216-2771 (851 amino acids)
Molecular function (GO): protein binding
Source: RefSeq, a predicted model, not a curated record